Suncus etruscus (white-toothed pygmy shrew) is the source of this 528-nucleotide messenger RNA. Its product is annotated as lithostathine-like. Gene Ontology annotation, molecular function: peptidoglycan binding; oligosaccharide binding; signaling receptor activity. The coding region runs from base 1 to 528 and encodes 175 amino acids. The record is from RefSeq and is a predicted model, not a curated record. Gene Ontology annotation, biological process: venom-mediated disruption of cell wall in another organism; response to peptide hormone; antimicrobial humoral immune response mediated by antimicrobial peptide. The transcript is spliced from 5 exons. Lineage: Eukaryota; Metazoa; Chordata; Mammalia; Eulipotyphla; Soricidae.
AUGUUGCCUUCAGCGGCCCUCUCCACUAUUUCCUGGAUGCUUCUCUCCUGCCUAAUGCUUAUAUCUCAGGUCCAAGGUGAAGAUGUGGUAAAGAGCCUCCCUGCUGCACGGAUCACCUGUCCAAAAGGCUCUGUGGCAUAUUUCUCAUACUGCUAUGCUUUAUAUACAACUCCCGCAGCCUGGAUGGAUGCAGAAAUAUCUUGCCAGAGCCGGCACUCAGGACACCUUACAUCCAUACUCACCGGGUCUGAGGCUUCUUUCGUGUCUUCCCUGAUCAAAAGCAGCUCGAGUCGCCAAACCUAUGUCUGGAUUGGGCUUCAUGAUCCCACAGAGGGUAACUACCCCAAUGGGGGUGGCUGGAUGUGGAGUAGCACUGAUGUGAUGAACUACCAGAUCUGGGAGAAACGCCCACCCACCAACCCAAACUUUGGCUUCUGUGGAAGUGUGACGCAGAGCUCAGGUUUUCGGAAAUGGAAAGAUUAUAACUGUGAUAUAAAGUUACCCUAUGUCUGCAAAUUCAAGAACUAA